Messenger RNA from Ipomoea nil (Japanese morning glory), 1441 nucleotides. RefSeq lists its product as uncharacterized. Bases 42 to 1046 code for a protein of 334 amino acids. NCBI's taxonomy places the organism in Eukaryota, Viridiplantae, Streptophyta, Magnoliopsida, Solanales, Convolvulaceae. The record is from RefSeq and is a predicted model, not a curated record. The transcript has 3 exons.
GAGUAAAUAAAGCUAAUUUAAGGGUUCCAAGAAAUCAGGUGAUGUCGGCUUCCGAAGCUCCGAGCUGCAACUCCUCCGACCACCAGCCGGAACGUGCCGCCGAUGACAACCGGAAGCUUCAUGGUUCAUCAAAAAAGUUGAGAUUGAGCGACGGAAGAUGUAUAGCUUACAUAGAAAAAGGUGUUCCCAGAGAUGAGGCCAGCUACAAAGUUCUUGUGGUUCAUGGCUUCGACAGCUCCAAAGACAUGAACUUCAUGGCACCUCAAGAGUUGAUGAAGGAGCUGGGGGUGUACUUAGUCCUAUUCGAUAGAGCCGGAUAUGGAGAGAGUGACCCCAACCCCAAACGCACGCAGAGCAGAGAAUGUUUGGAUGUGGAGGAAGUAGCGGAGCUGCUAAACUUAGGACCCAAGUUUUAUCUGAUCAGCAAUUCCAUGGGAUCUUACCCCACAUGGGGCUGCCUUAAACGGAUUCCCCAGAAGCUACUAGGGGUGGCCAUGGUGGUUCCACCGGUGAACUACCAGUGGCCCUCCAUCCCCGAUGACAUCCUCACCAAGAACGAGCAGAGGAAGAAGAUGAUCUACCGGGCCAUAAUCUGGAUCGGAAAAUAUGUUCCCAGUUUGGGGCAAUGGUGGGCAACUCUAAACCCUUCAAGAAAUAACAAGAAUUAUAGCGACAGGGAUCUGGAACUUAUCAAGAAUUCACCCAACGGCCAUGAAACCCCCACUGCAGAAAAGCUGAAGGACAAAAGAGUUUUUGACAACCUAUGCUCGGAUUUCUUGGCGUUUUUCAGUAAAUGGGAAUUUGAUCCAUUGGAGAUGAGCGAUCCGUUCCCGGAGAAGAAAGGGUCGGUACAGAUAUGGCAGGGUUGCCAGGACAGGUUCAUAAGCGUGGAUUUACAGAGAUAUGUUGCAAGAAAACUACGUUGGAUUCGGUACUAUGAAGUCCCAGAAGGCGGCCACUGUCUUGUCUACGACGGCGAUGUUUGUGAAGCCAUAUUCAGGGCACUUUUGCUUGGAGAGGAUCCUCCCAAGUUUAGGCCUUACUAAUCAAAUUCUUUUUUAAAAAAAAAUAAAAAUUGUUAUGCUAUCGGGUAAUUAAUAUCAAAAAUAAUUAUUUGUGUUAAAGAUUAUUUUAUACUCUACCCCCAUAAAUUUAUGGUUUUGAAUAAAAUUAAUGUAAACCAAAGUGUACUACAAUGUAAUAGAUCAGAGUCAGUAGCAUUCAAAAAAAUGUAAACCAAGGCAGCAAAUUUUUUGGCUACUUGCUCCCUUUCACAUGGUACGAGGCUCAGGAUCUUGAUGAAUGUCUCCGCAAAUAUUUAGAAUAUGAUGUGGAAAGAUCAAUGUGACUCAAAAUUUUUUCGAAGAAUCGUGUCUAUUAGGGUGGAGCCACGCUCUCUUAGGCUUCCUGGGUCAACUCGGACUUUUUUUUGAUUAAAAAA